AUAGCCCCAGUCCAAGGAUGUGAAGUUGGAACCACUGGACAUAAGAAGCAUUAUUUACAUAAACGCAGAUAUAGCAGUCCAGUGCACGUGCACGGGUUCUGAGCUAUUCGUUAUGUCAAGAACCUAUCGCAUACCAGACUUGGUGGCACGAUGUCCGAGAAAAACGCACCCCAUCAAUGACAACCUGGUAACGUUAGAGGAAGAACAUAGCCAGUGGGUUGAUUCAGUCCCUUUGUUCGGGGAGAGGGAAUGUGCUGGGUGUAAAAGUGGACAGAUCCCUCUGUUUGCCUCUUGCUGUUAUCCCACGGCAGACUCCGAGGCCCUACACGCCGUCGUUGCGCAUAUGAAUGCUCUCAUUUUCUUGGAUCACGCAAACGAUAUGGCAUCCACUGAGGAAGCAGAGAAAAAUGCGACACUGUUUCUCUCCGCAUUUGAUGACCCAUCUGCGGGUCUCGCAUCACCCCACAAAUUUGUCAAGUUGAUCAGUAGUCUUGCAUCUCGAACGACUGCUGUCAUUAGCGAGGCUCAUAGAGUUGAUUGUCGCCAAGCAAAUACCGCCUUUGCGAGAGCAACUGCACAGGAGGCGCUCGACAGGCAAACCACAGAGGUGGAUAAUGUCAAGCUCACGUUCAACACGUACAUCCCGACGCGCAGGAAGUCCGUUGCUGCCCCUGUAUUUCUGGUAUAUGCCCGAGCAAUCAAUGGGCUUAAGAUCUCACCAGAACUUCUGGAUGAUACUACCGUGAAAGCUCUCGAGCUCGCAGUAAUCGAUAUCUUCAUAAUCUCUAACGACAUUCUGUCGUACAAGAAAGAACUCAAGGGCGAGGGUGUAGUUCACAACCUUCUAACCAUCCUCAUGCAAGACCCUAGCACGGCAUGCUUGGAUCUUCAGCAUGCCAUAGAUUACGCAGCCAAUCUCUUCAACCAGACUUUAGACCGUUUCACGGAAUACAGGAGUAAACUGGCUAGAGACGAUCCCCAAUUACAAGCUUACGCUGAUGCCAUGGUCGACCUCUUUGUCGGUGUUAUUGAGUGGCAGCUGGCAUCAACUCGUUACAAUGUUUUUGAGUCAGAUGAGGACAGGUUCAACGGCAUAAUGAGGCUUUGAUUCUUUAGUUAGCCCUGAUGCGAUACACAUGGUUGGAUCCUAGCAUACAUACAUUUGUACUUCGAAGGCUGCGAACUAUCAGUACAUGCCAGCCGAGAUGUAUUUCACUGAUGACUGUACUUUUUAUGGGUGGUUUCUCGCAAU
Molecule: messenger RNA, 1252 nt
Organism: Pisolithus orientalis
Lineage: Eukaryota; Fungi; Basidiomycota; Agaricomycetes; Boletales; Pisolithaceae
Product: isoprenoid synthase domain-containing protein
Exons: 6
Coding region: 113-1108 (331 amino acids)
Source: RefSeq, a predicted model, not a curated record